AUGGAGAGAGCAGAGCUAGUUUUCGUUCCCACACCUGCUGUAGGCCAUCUAGUAUCAACAAUCGAGUUUGCUUUUCGUUUGUUGGAUCAAAGCCAUCGAUUCUCGGUAACAAUUCUGGUAAUGAAGUCGCCGUUUGGAGUUACUGGGGAUCAGUCACUUCCUGCAGCCUCCCACCCCCACAUAAAACUCAUCUAUCUUCCCAACGUCGAUCCUCCAACUGAGCGAGUUUCUGCCGAAAAGUACCUUACCGAUUACAUUGAGAACUACAAGGGCCAUGUCAGAGACACUAUUUUCACCAGGGUGUUGCCAAACACGUCUCAAGUUGCUGGAAUGGUUAUUGACAUGUUCUGCACCACCAUGAUUGACAUAGGCAACGAGCUCAAGGUUCCAUCUUUUCUUUUCUUCACUUCCGGUGCAGCUUAUCUCGGUUUGUUGAUGUACCUCCCUAAACGAGCUGACGUGUUAUUUGAUGAGUCGGAUUGCGAGUCAAUCAUACCGAGUUAUAUCCAACCUGUCCCCACAAGUGCAUUGCCUGCAUUUGCGUUCAACAAGGGUGGAUACAUGUCAUUUGUGAACCAUGCUAGGAGGUUCAGGGAAACCAAGGGUAUCAUCAUCAACAGUUCGGUUGAGCUCGAAUCCCAUGCUGUUUCCUCACUUUUUGAUGGUGAUGAAGAUGAACAAAGUAAAUCACAGCCUCAUGUUUACACAAUUGGGCCCUUAAUUGACAUCAAAGGUAAGUAUCAAAUUCAGUUUAACCAGACCAAAGUUGACGGGAUCAUGAAAUGGCUUGAUGAUCAGUCCCCUAAGUCAGUGGUGUUCCUCUGCUUUGGAAGCUCCGGGAGCUUUGAUGAGAACCAAUUGAAAGAGAUAGCAAUUGGUCUAGAGCAGAGUGGCCAGAGGUUCUUGUGGUCAGUGCGUCAAAGACCAACUACAGGAAGGCUGGGAAUUCCAGGUGAAUACACAAGUUAUGACGAGUUUUUGCCUCAAGAUUUUUCUAAGAGGACUAAAGAUAUAGGAAUGUUGUGUGGAUGGGCGCCGCAAGCGGAGGUCUUAGGCCAUAAAGCAAUCGGGGGAUUUGUGUCGCAUUGUGGAUGGAACUCUAUAUUGGAGAGCCUAUGGUUUGGUGUACCUAUAGUGACUUGGCCGAUUUAUGCAGAGCAACAGAUCAAUGCAUUUCAAAUGGCGAGGGAUAUGGGAUUGGGGGUGGAGUUGAGAGUUGUUUACAAUAAGGAUGGUGAUUUUGUAACAGCAGAUGAGAUUGAGAAAGCUCUAAGACGUUUGAUGGAGGGUGAUAAUGAGAUUAGGAAGAGGGUUCAGGAAAUGAGUCGAAAAUGCAGGAACGCUGUUGAUGAUGGUGGGUCUUCUUCUGCUUCUUUUAGAAGCUUAAUUCAGGCCAUGUUAGCAAACCUUAACAGCACUUAAAUUUGAGCUCUGCAGUACCGCAAACUUUUAUCA
Argentina anserina (silverweed cinquefoil) is the source of this 1455-nucleotide messenger RNA. RefSeq names its product anthocyanidin 3-O-glucosyltransferase 2-like. The record is from RefSeq and is a predicted model, not a curated record. Gene Ontology annotation, molecular function: UDP-glycosyltransferase activity. Bases 1 to 1422 code for a protein of 473 amino acids. The transcript has 2 exons. Lineage: Eukaryota; Viridiplantae; Streptophyta; Magnoliopsida; Rosales; Rosaceae.